This is a messenger RNA of Micropterus salmoides (largemouth bass), 2944 nucleotides long. Its product is annotated as vascular endothelial growth factor receptor 3-like. Gene Ontology annotation, biological process: protein phosphorylation; multicellular organism development; cell surface receptor protein tyrosine kinase signaling pathway. The record is from RefSeq and is a predicted model, not a curated record. Gene Ontology annotation, cellular component: signaling receptor complex. Gene Ontology annotation, molecular function: transmembrane receptor protein tyrosine kinase activity; ATP binding. Lineage: Eukaryota; Metazoa; Chordata; Actinopteri; Centrarchiformes; Centrarchidae.
ACAGUCAGCAGGCUUCAGAUUCGCAACGCCAGUGUUUCCGUCAUGUACAAGUGUUCUGCUGAAAACAAAGUCGGCAAAGAUGAGCGGCUGAUCUACUUCUAUGUAACCACCAUCCCCGAGGGGUUCAGUGUGGACGUUCAGCCCUCUGAGAAUCCCCUGGAGCAGGAGAAAGUGUCCCUGUGCUGCAGCGCAGACAAUUAUACGUACGAGCAGCUGCAGUGGUACCGCCUCGACCCCCAGGCUCUGCAGGACGAGCAGGGAAAGCCCCAGGAGCUGGACUGCAGGAGCGUGCACCUCUACGCAGCCACUCUUGAUGGCCAGCUCUUCUUCCAGGAGCCAUCCAACAGCUGGGUCCUGGACUUCACCAUCCCCUCCGUACAGCUUCAGGAUGAGGGUCAUUAUGUGUGUGAGGCUCAGAGCAGGCGGAGUGGGGACAAACAGUGCCUGUUCAGAUACAUCUCUGUCAAAGCCCCGGAGGUGCCGCGGUACAAGCGCAGCCUCACCAACCAGACAGUGAAUGUGACUGAGUCUCUGCGGUUGGAGUGCGUCGUGGAGGGCAGGCCUCUGCCCCGCCUCUCCUGGUUCAAAGACAACCAGCCUCUCCACCAAAUGUCAGGUAUCCAGCUGCAGGAUUCAAACCGCACGCUGAGUAUCCAGCGGGUCAGAGAGGAGGACGCCGGCCUUUACACCUGCACCGCCUGCAACCAGCGUGGUUGUGUCCACUCCUCAGCCGCCGUCCGUGUCAUCGGUUCAAGUGACAAGGCCAAUGUGGAGAUUGUAAUCCUCAUCGGGACUGGAGUCCUUGCUGUUUUCUUCUGGGCUUUGCUCAUCCUCAUCUUCUGCAAUGUGAAGCGGGUUAACCCGGCAGACAUGAAGACAGGCUAUCUGUCGAUCAUUAUGGACCCGGGGGAGGUGCCUCUGGACAAGCAGUGCGAAUACCUGCCCUACGACUCCUUGCAGUGGGAGAUCUCCAGAGACAGACUCCGAUUGGGGAAGGUUUUAGGUCACGGCGCCUUUGGUAAAGUAAUUGAAGCAUCAAUCUUCGGCAUCAGUAAGAGCAACAGUUUGGACACAGUGGCUGUCAAGAUGCUGAAAGAUGGAGCCACAGCCAGUGAGCAUAAGGCCUUGAUGUCAGAGUUAAAGAUACUGAUUCACAUUGGUAACCAUCUGAAUGUUGUGAACCUGGUAGGCGCCUGCACCAAACCAAAUGGUCCACUGAUGGUGAUAGUGGAAUACUGCAAGUAUGGGAACCUGUCCAACUUUCUACGAGCCAAGAGAGAGUUCUUCCUCCCAUACAGGGAUCGAUCUCCUAAAACUCAGAGCCAGGUGAGACGCAUGAUCGAGGCAGGUCAAAUGGAUCAAAGAGCUCGCCACCCACCUUCUCCAUCCUCCUCCUCGCUCAGCAGUCCUCAGAGUCCACCAUCAAACGUGCCCGUUCAGAAUCCUGCUGUGGAGAAAAUGGAAGACUUGUGGAAAACUCCUCUGACGAUAGAAGAUCUAAUUUGCUACAGUUUCCAGGUGGCUCGUGGGAUGGAGUUUCUGGCCUCCAGAAAGUGUAUCCACAGAGACCUGGCAGCCCGGAACAUUCUCCUGUCAGAGAACAACAUUGUGAAGAUCUGUGACUUUGGCCUGGCCAGAGACAUAUACAAAGACCCCGACUACGUCAGGAAAGGCAAUGCUCGUCUGCCCCUGAAGUGGAUGGCUCCAGAGAGUAUCUUUGACAAAGUGUACACCAGCCAGAGCGACGUGUGGUCUUUUGGAGUUCUCCUCUGGGAAAUCUUUUCACUGGGCGCGUCUCCGUACCCAGGAGUACAGAUUGACGAAGACUUUUGCAAACGACUGAAAGAUGGCGUCAGGAUGAGGUCACCAGAGACUGCCUCCCCUGAAAUAUAUGGCAUCAUGCUGGCCUGCUGGCAGGGUGAGCCCAAAGAGAGGCCGACGUUCCCUGCCCUGGUGCAGAUCCUGGGAGACCUGCUCCAGGACAACGGCCUACCUGACGGGAAGGACCACGUCCCCCUGAACCACUCGCAGAGCUCAGAGGAUGAUGGUUUCUCACAGGCCUCAUCGCGGCCUCCAUCUGAAGAGGAGCUGAGACUGGCCUGCAACACUCUGCCCACAAGGUAUUAUAACUGCGUGCCCUUUGCCGGCUGUGUCUUUGUGGGACCCUCCAAAAUGUGCAAGCCCAGAGUGAAGACAUUUGAAGAGUUGCCCCUGGAGAUGCACCCACAGAAAUCUCCUCAAGACAACCAGACAGACAGCGGGAUGGUUCUGGCCUCCGAAGAAUUUGAGAGAAUUGAACACAAGCACAGGGGUGCCGUCUCAAAAAGUCGUAUAAGCAGCAGCAGCAGCACAGAGCCUCUGACAGCUUCCCAUGGUUCCUUGGGUCGAAGCAGUGGCGCUGGAAGCUCCAGGCACCGUCCCAACUUCUUCAGCCAGCUUUCAGGACAGACCUUCUACAACAACGAGUACGGACACCUGUCCGAGGAAGGCUUCUGCGACUUCUUCUCCUCGCCCGACACCCCCUGCCUGGCCUCCUCUAAUGUGUAAACUUACCAAAGAUGCAGCCUGAGAGGAUGAAAAGGGUUAAAAAAAUAAAUAAAUAAAUAAAUAAAUAGUGGGCAGCUCAGGUCAAAGGAGGUGUGUAGGCUUUAGUAACAUCCCAGUAUUGACAUGUAGCUAGUCAUUUAUUAAUGAAGAUAAGGUUAUGGAUCCUUAUGACUGGAGCUGACCUCUACUCAUCUCAAACUCCCUCCUCUCAGGCUGCUGCCUCAACAAAACAGACUGAGCUACAUGUGCCUGAAGUUCCUCUAAUAAGCCACUGGGUGGCAGCAUUAUGACAAACAAACCCUAAGUAUUGUCUAUUCACACAUUUAUAUUUUUAUCUUUUAUAUACAGAGUACAAAUUAUGACUCAUAUAGGAAGAAAUAAAGAAAUUUAUCUUCUU